Messenger RNA from Clunio marinus, 897 nucleotides. NCBI's taxonomy places the organism in Eukaryota, Metazoa, Arthropoda, Insecta, Diptera, Chironomidae. The record is from the annotation of a GenBank genome assembly.
AUGAAUUUUCAUUUAAAAAAGCAUCGAAAAUUGACAGAGGUUGUUCUAAUUCCUGAGGGCUUACAAGAACUUAUGGCAGAUAUUGCAAGGGAAGUGCUUAGAUAUCAGCCUGAUAAUAUUGAAUGUUUUAUCGCUGAUUAUUUAGAAGCGAUGCUUCUGACAAGAGACGUUUGCAAUUUUGCAAAUGAAACAGUUGAAGAUGUUCUUGACUCUGGCAUUCAUAUAGUGGAACUUCUUCAAAAGGAAGGAAUUCCAUCGAAGAAAGCUAAAUCAGCAGUGAAAGUGAUUAAAAAUGAAUUUGAAAGCCAAAUUGAAUGUAUUAAUGAUGACCAUCCAUUAGAGGAAAUUAAAAUAAUGAGUCGAUUAAUUGACGAAUGUAGCUUCACAAUCGACCAAGCACAAGAAGCAUCAGAGAUAAUUGAAGGCGCUUGGCAUCUUUUCUAUCAACGUCAUAAAAAGACUGACAACAUCCGUCAAAUUUCGCCUGAUUAUUCUCUUCAUUAUGCCGUAAAAAACACAUUGAAAAUUUAUAAAAAGGGAAGAGAAUUGAGUAAAAGAUUACAAGCGGCAGUCAAAAUUCAAGCUUGGUAUCGUGGAUUGAAAAUUCGAAAGACGUUUUUGCAAUUUCAACAAGCAGCGAUCACAAUUCAAGCUGCUUUUAAAGGAUAUGGAACAAGAAAACAAAUAAAGCUUCGAAUUCAUCCUUGUUACGAUGAAAAGUUUUGGAAAACUCCUUGUUUUCAAAUUCGAGAGAAAGCUGCAAUUGUCAUUCAGUCGUGGAUUCGUGCAUUGAAAAUAUCAUUAAGAAAUAUUUUCGGAAUAUUGCGAAAGAAAACGCGACGCAGUCCAUCGCAAAAAAAACUGUCGCAAGGAAACUCGAAUGAAAAAGAACAAUAA